AUGGCCAAUGCACGACGACGACGUAAACACGACGAAACGAAGGAACGUCAAGACAUCGUGGUUCCUGCAUUAUUAUCAUUCUACACCAAGAAGCAGGGACGCUCUGUUUCCAAGGAGAAUGUAUUUCCAAACCGUCCUUCUUGGGAAUCGAUUGAAAAUGGUAACGGGAAGCCGCCAAGGUCAUCCAAUGACAACCAAGGCUAUCAUGGCAUGAUGAUAGCCGAGUCAAGAGAAGACUCCUCCUUUGCAGGAUCAUCCUUUGUCUCUCGGGAAGUAUCUCUUUUGGACAGAGAGGCCCCACCAGAAGCGGCACCUGUCAAGCUUUCCUCAUCACCCGAAGCUGGCCGACAAAAAGUCCUGGCCCACAAUCGAUCCUAUUUUGCAAAGAGUCGUCGUCGCAUUGCCAAUGAGAAUACUCCAGCACGAAGCAAGUUUGCCUUGCGCCCAAAGUCGAUUGUGCGCAAAUGGAAUCACUAUGCUGACAUGGAGGAACAGGGACUUGCUGCGUCUCCUCGUCAUUGUACCAAAUUGGCCAAGUCUCGUCUUCACAUGGAACUAUUGGCGGCCACCUCCUCUUUGGAUUCCAAUGACGAGGACGAAUCAUCCUUUGCGCCGUCUGUUACGAAAGAAGAAAAAGGAGGUGCAUUGCCAUUCAUUCCAAAAUCUGGCACCAAUCGUGAGGUGCAAAAUGACAAUGAGGAGUACAAUUUUGCCGAGACCAAAGUUGGUCGUUUGAUGAAUCCGGCGGGAAAAGGUACUUUGCCAUUCGUGCAAGAAUUAUCUUGCAUUGAUCGCGAGGUGAAAGGCGUCGACGCGAACGAGGCUCCUACCGAAAUACCGGUGAACUACAACCCUGCUUUGCCAGUUGAGCCUUUUGACCAACAAGAUGAUGGCUUUCAACAUAUCACCGAGACUGGCUUUCCUGCCACUGGUUUGGAUGACAAUGACAAUGACCCAAUGCAAGAGCGUUCCGAUGACGACCUUGCUACAAAACUCACCAUUUGCACGACAAUGGAAUCGGACAGUCCUUCCCUCAGUUCCAUUUCGGACAAUGGUACUACUGAUGAAUCAUCAUUGUCAUUGUCCUUUCAAAGUCUGCCAACAACAGAUACCAAGCAUCAAUGUGCUCGACAACAUGAGAUUGUCAAUUUGUCAUUGGCCCAAAUCUUGGUCCAGAGCUAUCAGCCAGAUCCAAACAAUCCAGGGUAUUGGAAGAAGAAGGAAGAAGGCGAUGAGACCAAGACCAAUGAUGUCUCUACACAAAAGUCUUUUCUACGCAAGGAUACUCCCCUGCCCAACUUGAACACCUUUUUGGCAGAGGUCAAGGCUCGUCGGAACGAAAUCAUGGUCAAGACCAACCAAGAAGAACAGACUGCUCCCAUGGUGGAGGACUGGUAUGGCGUAAAGCGUCAAUCAAAGCACGCAAGUCGGCCAAAACUUCCAUGUCCCAAUGUUGGUGGUCAGCACCAGACGAAUCAUCAGGGGUCGCCCAAGAACCUCUUUGCAGAAUUGCAAGCCAAACACCGCGAAAUUGGUGGCCGUCCUGUGCACAAAACAAAGCAGAAGCGCAUCGUUGUGGCAUGCGAACCACCACCGCCAAGUUCGGGAUCUGCCAAUACGCUCUUGUCCGAAUUAAAGGCAAAGCAGCAGGAAAUCAAGUAUCGAUCCGUCCAUCCAACCAAGGAGACGGCGAUUGUAAACGCCAACAGGGGAACUGGCUUUCUCCCAGAUCUCAUGACCGAGCUCAAGGCAAAGCAACAAGAAAUCAAGUGUAGACCCACAAGCAGUCCAGCAAAAGGAGUGAAUCCUACUGUUGCUGGCAAGAGGAAAGCUGGGUCUACCCCAGGACUCAUGAGUGAGCUAAAGGCCAAACAACGAGCAAUUGAAGACCGCUUUUAUUCUCGAUUGGCGAAUUUUCAAAGCUCCUGGCGGAAUGAGGUCGUGGUCAUUCCAGGAAAGUCUUAG
Cylindrotheca closterium is the source of this 1965-nucleotide messenger RNA. NCBI's taxonomy places the organism in Eukaryota, Bacillariophyta, Bacillariophyceae, Bacillariales, Bacillariaceae. The record is from the annotation of a GenBank genome assembly.